Molecule: messenger RNA, 784 nt
Organism: Psammomys obesus (fat sand rat)
Lineage: Eukaryota; Metazoa; Chordata; Mammalia; Rodentia; Muridae
Gene: Rnase10
Product: ribonuclease A family member 10 (inactive)
Exons: 2
Coding region: 75-707 (210 amino acids)
Molecular function (GO): nucleic acid binding
Source: RefSeq, a predicted model, not a curated record
GGUGUUUGCAGUAAAGGAAGAGAGGAAAAGAAGAAAGCAACAUAAGUAACAUUUACUGGGAAGGAACAGGCAAAAUGAAGGUGACAAUGGUGAAUCUGUUGUUUAUGAUGUUGCUGCUGCUGCUAGGCCUGGGCCUGGGCCUCGGCCUGGGCCUUCACAUGGCUGCUGCUGUCUUGGAGGAGAGUGAUAAGCCACUGGGUGAGUUUUGGCCCGGUGAUCCCCAGGACACAGCUGAGGCCACUGAAGAGGGAAAGGGCACCAGGACCACAGAAGCCCUGGUGCUUGGCUACAAAGAAAUGGUACAACCUGUCUGGCCAGAAGAGACUGCCCUCAAUGAAGAUGAGGUUGGAGGAAGCAGGAUGCUGAGGGCUGAGGCGCUCUCUCAGAGCAAACAAGACUACCUUAGGUAUGACUUCAGUAAUAGAGACUGUAAUACUCUCAUGGCACACAAGCUGAAGGAGCACAAUCAGAGUUGCCUCGGCCAGUACACGUUCAUCCACGAGGAACCGAGCACCGUCAAAGCCGUCUGUAACAGUCCUGUGGUUGACUGCGACCUCAAGGGUGGCAAGUGUCACAAAAGCUCCCGUCCUUUUGAUCUGACGGUGUGCAAGUUGUCCAAACCAGACCAAGUCACUCCCAACUGCCAAUAUCUGACUUACAUAAUUGAAAAGGUCGUUGUCAUAGCAUGCAAAGAAGAUACUAUGUAAGCAACUGGAGGUUAAAUGAAGCAACUCAUACUUUCCCCUUCUCUUCCUCUCAUUGUCUCUCUUCUUUUGCAUUUCCA